This is a messenger RNA of Psylliodes chrysocephalus, 4028 nucleotides long. The record is from the annotation of a GenBank genome assembly. NCBI's taxonomy places the organism in Eukaryota, Metazoa, Arthropoda, Insecta, Coleoptera, Chrysomelidae.
UUAAUUUACAUUUUACAUAUAAAAUAACUAGAAAACCGAUAUCGUUUAAUUGUUAUAUUAAUGAUGAAUAUGAAACAAGAACAAGAAGAACGUUUGGAAAUUGGUGUUUUCAAAAACAACCUCGAUCUUAUUUCUGAACAAACGUAUAAAGACGAAGAUGAUGAUGUUUUUGAUGAGUUUGAAACCAAUACGCCGGGACAAAAUGUUGAAAUUAAAGAAGAAAUCGAAUGUGAAGAGCCUAACAUUGAAUCACGUUCGGAUUUUCAGCUAAAAAUUAACAGUGGUUCGAUGCACGGAAAAAAAUUGUGUGCUACAACUAUUAAAAAAGAAUUUGAAAAUACUAGUGAAGUUAAUGCUACGGAUAUCAAAAAUAUCAAGGAAGAGAUUGAUGAAUAUAUUCAGUCUAAAGUUGAACUUUUGACUACUCAUUGUGAUUUACCGACUUUGAAAAAUGAAAAUACUGAAUAUCAAGAAAGUUUAGCAGAGUUGUGCGACAGGGAAGACAAUGAAAGGAUAUCAAAUACAUUAAAAAAUGACGAAAAUGUUACAGAUAUAAAAAUGAAAAGGAAGCAGUAUCGCUGUCAAAAAAGUACGGAUGUUAUGGAUUUAUGUCGACAAUCGGUUUCUUUUGACGAAAAUAUAUUAUGUACCUCCAAUGUUAAUAAAGAAACUGACUUGGCUAAGAACAUAAAAGAAGAAGAGGAAGAAGAAUCAGAUUUGAAAGAGCCUUCAGUUUUCAGAUCAUCUAGAAAAAACCUGUACAAUGUCCAGUUUGGAAGAUGCUACGAAGCUUGUUUCUAUUGUGGCCAAUUUUUUCUUACUAAGUCACAGUUUCUGUACCAUUUUAUUAUCGUUCAUUGUGUAAAGAAAGUAACAGAAGUUUGUAAGCGAAAAUGUGGACAAUUUAAACAUUGUCGGUGUAAAAAUGUACAUACUAUAGUUAGACAUUCAUCUACAGCAAACAUAUUCCAUUUCAAUAAAAAACUAUUGCAAUGUGGGAUUUGUUCUAAAAUAUUUCCAACCGAAAGAAAUUUAAAUAAUCAUUCGAAAAUACACACUAGUAAAUUUUUUUUCAAAUGUCAAAUAUGUUUGAAACAGUUUGGCAAUAAAAAUAAUUUGAAAAUGCAUUUAAAAAUGCACAUUGGAAAAAAACCGUUCGAGUGUAAAAUAUGUUUGAAACAAUUUGCACAGAAAAGCAGUUUAAAAUGGCACUUAAAAAUUCAUACUGGAGAAACAGGGUUCAAGUGUAAAACAUGUUCGAAACAGUUUAUCCGGAAAGGUGAUUUUAUAAGGCAUUUAAGAAUUCACACUGGAGAAAACCCGUUCAAGUGCGAAAUAUGCUCGAAACAGUUUAUUCAGAAAAUCGAUUCAAUUAAGCAGAUAAAAAUUAGUUCAGAAGAAAAAUCGUUCAAGUGUGAAAAAUGUUCGAAGCAGUUUAUCCAAGGAGGCGAUUUAAACGUUUACACUGAAGAAAAAUCGUUCAAUUGCGAGAUAUGUUCGAAACAGUUUACCAAGAUAGGAAAUUUAAAAAGGCACUUAAAAAUUUACACAGGAGUAAAACCCUUCAAAUGUGAAAUAUGUUCUAAACGGUUUAUCGGGAAAAGCGAUUUAAAUAAGCACUUAAAAAUUCACACUGGAGAAAAAGCGUUUAAGUGUGAAAUAUGUUCGAAAGAAUUUGUACAGAAAAGCCAUUUAAAAUUGCACUUAAAAAAUCACACUGGAGAAAAACCGUUCAACUGCGAAAUAUGUUCGAAACAGUUUAUUAGUAAAGACGUUUUAAAAAGACACUAUAAAAUUCAUUCUGGUGAAAAACCGUUCGAGUGUGAAAUAUGUUCGAAAAAAUUUUCAAAAAAGUUUAAUUUAAAAUGGCACUUAAAAAUUCACACUGGAGAAAAAGCGUUUAAGUGUGAAAUAUGUUCGAAACAAUUUGUACAGAAAAGCCAUUUAAAAAAGCACUUAAAAAAUCACACUGGAGAAAAAUCGUUCAAGUGCGAAAUAUGUUCGAAACAGUUUAUCCGAGGAGGCGAUUUAAAAAGGCAUUUAAAAAUUUACACUGAAGAAAAAUCGUUCAAGUGCGAGUUAUGUUCGAAACAGUUUACUAAGAUAAGAAAUUUAAAAAGGCACUUAAAAAUUCACACAGGAGAAAAACCCUUCAAAUGUGAAAUAUGUUCGAAACGGUUUAUCGACAAAGGCGAUUUAAAUAAGCACUUAAAAAUUCACACUGGAGAAAAAGCGUUCAAGUGUGAAAUAUGUUCGAAACAAUUUGUACAAAAAAGCCAUUUAAAAUUGCACUUAAAAAAUCACACUGGAGAAAAACCGUUCAACUGCGAAAUAUGUUUGAAACAGUUUAUUAAUAAAGACGUUUUAAAAAGACACUAUAAAAUUCAUUCUGGUGAAAAACCGUUCGAGUGUGAAAUAUGUUCGAAACAAUUUUCACAAAAGUUUAAUUUAAAAUGGCACUUAAAAAUUCACACUGGAGAAAAAGCGUUUAAGUGUGAAAUAUGUUCGAAACAGUUUAUCCAGAAAGGCCAAUUAAAUGAACAUUUAAGAAUUCACACUGGACAAAAACCGUUCAAAUGUGAAAUAUGUUCGAAACAGUUUACACUGAAAGGUAAUUUAAAUGUGCAUUUAAAAAUUCACAAAGUAGAAAAAACCGUUCAAGUGUGAAAAAUACUUCAUAGGAUUUGGUUAUUUAAAAUCUCACUGAAAAAUUCACACCGACCGGAUAAAGAUCGUUCAAGUGUGAAAUAUGUUCGAAACGAUUUGCUUAAGAAGUUAGUUCGGAAACUCGUUGAAAAGACGUUUUCAAGUGUGAAAUUAUGUAUUGGAGAAAACCCGUCCGAGUGUGAAAUAUGUUUGUGUGUGCGAAUUCGAGAGCUAUGGCUGCAGAAACUGCAUCCAUUUGCUAAACUAAUUUAUAAUUUUCUUUGAUUUAAUGUCGGGAAAAUGCAAUUUUAUGUUUAUCUAAAAUUGAUUUUAUGUACAGGUAAUCUCUACAAAAAUUCGGAGCAUAGCAAUUUCUAUUAGCAAGUCGACCAGUACAAAUUUCAACCGAUGAAGCUUAGUUGCGACAUCUAACUGCUCUUUCACAUGAUCCGGCCUUGAGAAGCGUGAUGUUUUCACACGAGGUCGGUUUCGUCCAUAGCACGCCGCGCGGCGCUUCGGUAUUUUGACAUUUCCAGUUGAGGCUCAGCUAUUGAAAUGUUAACACCGCGGAAAAAGAAAGUGUACUUACUAUGGAGACGGCGAAGCAGAAAAAGAAGAAAUAGGCGGUUUUGGAUUCACCCAUUGCUUCAAAAUCGACAUACUUCUGGGGUCUUUAACGUGUUAUUCAAUUCAUUGCGGAACAGUGAGGAAAGAUUCUUUGCGUACUUUCGCAUGUCAAUAAAAUCAUUUGAUGAACUUUAUGACAAACUGAAAGACAAGCUGCAAAAACAAGAUACAAACAUGAGAAACUCCAUCCAACCUAUGGAAAUGCUUGCCGUUACAAUAAGGUAAGUUUAUAAAUGUAUUUAGUAAUUUGUAGUAUUUGAAAAUGGGUUGUAAUAUGUAAUUUAAGGUUUAACAAAAACAUUAAAAAUAUAUAAAUGGACAACAUUUUUAUUGUUAAGAAAUAUACAAAAGUGUAUUAUAAGAAAUUGAUAUUUUUACUUUGAUAAAAUAUUCCAAUCAUUUGAAUCUCCCUCGAAAUCCAAGGGCGAGACACUUGAUGCUGUAGCACGAUGCGGGGUUGGUGUCCUGGUGGUGGCGUUGGCUGCUAGAUGCUUGCUUCUAGACUGGUUUGUCGGUUAAUUGUAUAGUAAUCUUCACUGCUGGUUGAGGUAUGAGGGUGAAUCGGACGAAUGUAUGGGUUGUUGUAGGACUGGUUUGAAAAUUGCAGAGGAAACUGUGGCUGUUGUUGAGGAUAAUACAUAUUUGGAGGCUGACUCGCGGGAUGUGGGUAGUGGACUUGUUGGUAUUGCGUAGUAGGGACUUGGCUAGUUCCUUGACCCUGUCCUUGGGCCUUGACGUUUUUUAAAACUCCGAGA